CAAUGCAUUGCUUUAUUCAAUGAACUAAAAUAUAUUUUUUUCCUCCUUUUCUUAUAUUCAAAUCGAAGGGAGUAGUUGAGUUCAGUCUUGUGUGAGUGUGAGUGAGUUGGAGUACUAUUGUUCUUUGAAAAAAAGAACAAAAAAAAAAAAAAUCUACCAAAAAAAAAAUCAACUUACCUAAAUAAACGUCGUCGAAGACGCCGUAAAAUCUUUGCUUUCUUCCGUCCGACCAUCGUUUUAAUGGGUGUGAUUAAUUUUCAAAAUUCAUCUACUUUCUGCUUGAUUGAACCAUCAUCAUCAUCAUACACCAAUUUGCAGCAGCAAGUGAAUCGAAGGAAAUUUGUGACUAUGGCUUCCAUUAUUCCUGUUGAACAAAUCAAUAGUGGUCCUCUUCAGGUUACUACUGGGGAUUCCUUUAUCAGACAUCAUCUCAAGAAUAUGGCUCCUUAUCAACCCAUUUUGCCUUUUGAGGUUUUAUCUUCUCGUCUUGGACGAAAGCCUGAGGAUAUUGUCAAGUUAGAUGCUAAUGAAAAUCCUUAUGGCCCCCCUCCAGAGGUCAUGGAAGCCCUAGGGUCAAUACAAUUCCCAUAUGUCUAUCCGGAUCCAGAGAGCCGCCGUUUGCGUGAAGCCCUCGCCCAAGAUUCAGGCCUUGAAUCUGAGUAUAUUCUUGUAGGAUGUGGUGCUGAUGAGCUUAUUGAUUUGAUCAUGCGUUGUGUUCUUGAUCCUGGUGAUAAGAUUGUCGACUGCCCUCCAACUUUCACAAUGUAUGAAUUUGAUGCUGCAGUUAACGGAGCACUUGUAAUCAAAGUUCCAAGGAAGUCAGACUUCAGCUUGAAUGUGGAACACAUAAUAGAGGCUGUUAAACAAGAAAAGCCGAAAUGCAUAUUUUUAACAUCUCCAAACAAUCCAGAUGGGAGUAUAAUUGAUGAUGACGAUCUCUUAAAGAUACUCGAGCUUCCCAUACUGGUGGUGCUGGAUGAAGCAUACAUUGAGUUUUCAAAAAUUGAAUCAAAGAUGAGUUGGGUGAAGAAACAUGAGAAUCUAAUUAUUCUUCGGACAUUCAGCAAAAGAGCUGGUUUAGCUGGACUUCGUGUGGGAUAUGGAGCUUUUCCUUUGAGUAUAAUUAAGUAUCUUUGGAGAGCAAAGCAACCUUAUAAUGUAUCUGUUGCUGCUGAAGUUUCUGCAUGUGCAGCAUUGCAAAAUCCCACCUAUCUAGAGAAUGUCAAAAAUGCUUUGGUGAAAGAAAGAGAGAGGCUUUUUGACCUUUUGAAGCAAGUUCCAUUCCUUAAGCCAUUUCCAAGCCAUUCCAAUUUCAUUCUUUGUGAGGUUACAUCUGGAUUUGAUGCAAAGAAAGUAAAGGAGGAUCUUGCAAAAAUGGGUGUGAUGAUUCGCCAUUACAGCAAGAAAGAGCUGAAAGGCUACGUUCGAGUAUCUGUUGGGAAGCCAGAACACACAGACAUACUUAUGAAUGGUCUCAACAAACUAUUGUAGGAGCAAAAUUUCAAUGUGAUCUAACACAUUCUCUCAAGUAACAUUCAAAACUAGAGGAAAAUAUAUUAUGAGAAGUUGAGCUAGUUUAUGUUAUGUAGACAAUGAUGAUUUCAUCUCAUACUCUUGAACGGAGAUUGGAUUCUCUGCAUUGAACAUUAUACCAUAUUCAUGGCACGUAAACUGUCCAAUUUUAAUUGGACGGUUUAGAUACACAACGCAUGAAUGUGUGACUGCGCUUAAUCCAAAGUUGUAACCCUUAAGGCACAAGUUAUUUCCUUGUUUUAUUAGUAGAAAAUAAAUUAAGAAAACAAAGUGGUUGUGCUUUUGUUUUGUUAUUUUUGGCUGUUUUAUGUAUUGUAUUGCUGUUAUAAAUGAACAGGGAUGUUAAUGUUUGUUUCAAUCUAUUCGAAAGCAAAAGUUAUAAGAGAAA
Trifolium pratense (red clover) is the source of this 1921-nucleotide messenger RNA. RefSeq names its product histidinol-phosphate aminotransferase, chloroplastic-like. Bases 241 to 1491 code for a protein of 416 amino acids. The transcript is spliced from 10 exons. Lineage: Eukaryota; Viridiplantae; Streptophyta; Magnoliopsida; Fabales; Fabaceae. Gene Ontology annotation, molecular function: pyridoxal phosphate binding; L-histidinol-phosphate:2-oxoglutarate transaminase activity. Gene Ontology annotation, biological process: L-histidine biosynthetic process. The record is from RefSeq and is a predicted model, not a curated record.